CACAGAGAUCAGCGUCCGCCAUUACGCGUGUCUCUGACCGCGCACGGUGUGUUUACGAGCAAAACCAAGCUGAAUGUGGACCCACAGCUCUCCUGCACUUAGAUCAAGACCCUCGCGUCAGUCGGUUUCCAGACACCGGUGAUGUCGCGGUGAGCUUAGUGUCGGUAAGCGCGCGUAAAGCUGUUCGCGCUCCCGGUCUGUGUUUCCGGUGUCGUCACCGUCUGUCGGGCGCGCGCCUGUAAAACGCAGGAGUCUGAGAGCUGUAAAUCAUUAUCAUCAACAUCUCAUCCUGCGAUGUGACGCGUCGGCCGUCAUGCGGAGGGAGCGGAACAGCGCGUCUGCUCACGCGUUUCUCCCGCGCUCCUGCUCAUUCGCGCCAUGACUGAGCUGUUUUCCCGCCUUUCUGUUUCCGUGAUGUCGGACCACAGUUGUCCAGAGGAGGGCGCUAUCCGCAUCAAUGUGGGUGGCUUCAGGCGGCGGAUGCUGUCCGACAGACUGUCCCGCUUCCCUGAGACCCGUCUGGCCCGGCUGCUGCGCUGCGGCUGCAGAGAGUCUGCACUGGAGCUCUGCGACGACUACGAUGAGUCUGAGCGGGAGUUUUACUUCGACCGGAACCCGGCGCUGUUCCCUUACGUGCUGCACUUCUACAACACCGGCCGGCUGCACGUGAUGGACGAGCUCUGCAUCUUCUCCUUCAGCCAGGAGAUGGAGUACUGGGGCAUCGACGCGCUGUUCCUGGACGCCUGCUGCAGCGCCACCUACCACUGCCGCCGCAUGGAGCCCGCCAGGGAGCGCAGCGAGCAGCACAGCACCGCCUCCUCUGUAGAGCAGAUGCUGGAGCUCUACAGUGCCGCUGGUAGGUUCGAGACACAGCCGUUGGGCAGGCUCCGCCGCAGGGUGUGGCUGACUCUGGAUCACCCCGGGUACUCCGCCUGCAGCCGGCUGCUGAGCGCGCUGUCUGUGCUGGUGCUGCUGGCCUCCAUCGCCUGCAUGUGUCUGAACAGCAUGAGUGAGUUUGCGCUGCGUGACGCCACCGGCGGCCUCCACGAGGACCCGCGUUUCGAGACGGUGGAGCGCCUGGGCAUCGGCUGGUUCACCCUGGAGCUGCUGGCCAGACUCGCUGCGGCUCCAGACCUGCGGCGCUGCCUCCUGCAGCCACUCACGCUGAUCGACCUGCUGUCUGUGCUGCCCUUCUACCUGGCGCUGCUGCUGCGGCUGGCGGAGAGCUGCCCGCUGGUUAACCUAGGCCGCGCGGCGCAGGUGCUGCGGCUGAUGCGGGUGCUCCGCGUUCUGCAGCUAGUGCGCCACUCCACGGGCCUGCGCUCGCUCGGUGCCACCCUGGCCCACAGCCUGCAGGAGGUCGGCCUGCUGCUGCUGUACCUAGCCGUGGGCGUCUGCUUCUUCUCCGUCAUGGCCUACACCGUGGAGCAGGAGGACAGCGAGGGCCUAGGCAGCGUCCCCGCCAGCUGGUGGUGGGCCACCGUCAGCAUGACCACCGUGGGCUACGGAGACGUGGUGCCCGCCUCUGCGCUGGGCAAGCUGACGGCCGCAGCCUGCAUCCUGGCGGGCAUCCUGAUGGUGGUGCUGCCCAUCACGCUGAUCUUCAACAAGUUCUCUCUGUUCUAUAAGAGGCAGCAGCGUCUGGAGCUCCUGGUGCGCCGCUGCCCGCUGGACACUGGCCUGAAGGUGGCGCCGGCGCUCCGGCUGACGGAUUACUACACACAUAAGAUGAAGAGUCUGAUGGCCAGCCUGACCAACAUGAGCCGCAGCGAGCACAGCGACCACAGCCUGGAGCUCACACUGCACUAGCUGCAGACUCGAGUGUGCGUGCGUGUGUGUGUGUGCCUGCCUGCGUGCGUGUCUGUCUCUCUAUGGGUGAGAGAGUGUGUGUUUGUUGUUUGUGGAUGAGAGAGCUUUUGUGUGUGUGUGUGUGUGUGUGUGUGUGUGUGUGUGUGUGUGUGUGUGUGUGUUUCUGAAUUGGGGAACGGUGGACUCUGAUCUUAAUAACUCAUACACAUGCACAUUUACACACACACACACACACACACACACACGCACACAAACUUUCCCACACAGACACACACACUUUCUCUGUCUCACACUCACAAACUCACUCUCUCUCUCACACACACACACACACGCACACACACACACAAGCUUGUUCUCACACACAAACUCUUACACACAUUCAUACACAUGCACACAAGUUCUUUCUCACACACACACACACACACACACACACACACACACACACACACACACACACAGAUCAGCAGGGUUCAUAUGUGUGUGUUUUCAGCUUCCCCUGUGUACACUCUAACAUACACCAGGCUGUUUAACCCAGCAUUGGGUCAGCUAGUAUGACUCCAAACUGAAGUCAUUUCUCAACUCAGUUUAACUGACACUGUUAACCCAUCUUCUCCAAAUUUGACCCAACGCUGGGUUAAAACAGUCAAACAUGUUUGUCAGUGUGUGUUCAGUAUCAGUGUUAUUCAGUCUGAUAAACCUGCUGGGUUGUUAGAGUUAAUCACAGUAAUGAUCUCCCUUCAGCACAGGAGCAGGAGAUCAGCGCAGUACAGUCAGAGCAGCUGAGGAUAUCAGUAUAUAUGCACACAGCUAAUCUGAGUGUGUGUGUGCGUGUGUGUGUGUGUGUGUUUAUCAUCAUACACCAUAAUGAACUGAUCUGAUCAAUACAAUAAUUAGGAAUAAUCUGUGUAUAGCCUUCAAGACCUUCAGUCCACGAUCCAACCGCUGGGUUAAACAGGUGUUUUGAUGAACCCAAUGAGUUGUACUUGUUUUUGUAUAGAGAGAAUUGUUGAUGUUUUAGGACCCCUGCUGAAAAAUCCAGCUUAAACCAGCCUAGGUUGGUUGGCUGGUUUUAGCUGGUUGACCAGUCUGGUUUUAGAGGGG
Messenger RNA from Danio aesculapii, 2910 nucleotides. RefSeq names its product potassium voltage-gated channel subfamily S member 2-like. The record is from RefSeq and is a predicted model, not a curated record. Gene Ontology annotation, biological process: protein homooligomerization; regulation of delayed rectifier potassium channel activity; potassium ion transmembrane transport. The coding region runs from base 379 to 1809 and encodes 476 amino acids. Lineage: Eukaryota; Metazoa; Chordata; Actinopteri; Cypriniformes; Danionidae. The transcript has a single exon. Gene Ontology annotation, molecular function: protein binding; voltage-gated potassium channel activity. Gene Ontology annotation, cellular component: voltage-gated potassium channel complex; membrane.